CAGCUGACUAUCUAGUGCAUUGCAGUGCUUUGAGCCGCCAAAUCCAGAGACGGAUGCGCAAACGAUUCCUUGAACGCACCGGCUACAGCUUCGGCUAUGGCUUCGUGGAGUUCAUCAACCCUGACGACGCCGACAAGGCCAUCGCGUUGCUGGAUGGCCUGCGGGUGCAAAACAAACGGAUCAAGGUGUCGUACGCCAGGCCGCCCGGCCAGGACAUCAAGGACACCAACCUGUACAUCCAGAACCUGCCCAGGAACAUCGAGGAGUCCUUCCUAGACGAGCUGUUCUCGCCGUUCGGGAAGAUCGUGCAGCGUCGCCUGCUGCUGGACAAGUACACGCAGAUGCCGCGCGGCGUCGGCUUCGUCCGCUUCAGCCGGCGUGAGGAGGCGCAGCACGCCAUCCGCGAGCUGAACGGCCACGUGCCCGAGGGUGCCUCACAGCCUAUCAACGUCAAGGUGGCCGAGGACUACAGCAAGAGCAAGCAGAUGUACAUGCUGCAGUACAUGGGCUGCAUGGGAGACUACAGCGCCGGGUACGGCGACUACGGCGCCGCGUACAGCGACUACGGUGGCGGCUACGGCGACUACGACGGCUACGGCUGGUACGGCGGCGGGUACGCCGUGUCGGGAGCUGGCAACGCUGCGGCGGACGGCGCCGACUGGGAGGGCGCAGACCCCGCGCGCGCCGCCCCCAGGGGCCUCCCGCGUCGGGGAGGGCGCGGUUUCAGCAAGGCAAUGCCGUACAAGUCAAAUAACCGCUUCAACCCCAUGGGUUCCGGUCUAUGA
Pollicipes pollicipes is the source of this 785-nucleotide messenger RNA. Its product is annotated as sex-lethal homolog. Gene Ontology annotation, cellular component: nucleus; ribonucleoprotein complex. The coding region runs from base 54 to 785 and encodes 243 amino acids. NCBI's taxonomy places the organism in Eukaryota, Metazoa, Arthropoda, Thecostraca, Pollicipedomorpha, Pollicipedidae. The transcript is spliced from 5 exons. The record is from RefSeq and is a predicted model, not a curated record. Gene Ontology annotation, molecular function: mRNA binding.